Rhinocladiella mackenziei CBS 650.93 is the source of this 1506-nucleotide messenger RNA. RefSeq lists its product as uncharacterized. The transcript is spliced from 2 exons. Gene Ontology annotation, molecular function: aldehyde dehydrogenase (NAD+) activity. Lineage: Eukaryota; Fungi; Ascomycota; Eurotiomycetes; Chaetothyriales; Herpotrichiellaceae. The record is from RefSeq and is a predicted model, not a curated record. Bases 1 to 1506 code for a protein of 501 amino acids.
AUGGCGGUGAACGGAGAAUCGUCUGCCGAACACCACGACCGCCAUCCACACCAACAUGGCAGCAUUGAAACACGGCUUUUCAUUAAUAAUGAGUUUGUGGACUCUCGGAGUGGGAAAAUGUUCCCAGUGAUCAAUCCUGCCACGGAAGAAGUGACAGCAAAGGUUCAAGAAGCAGGAGACGCCGAUGUUGAGCUUGCAGUCCAGGCAGCCGAAGCCGCAUUUCCUGCCUGGUCGGAGUUGAGUGGCUUUCAGCGAGCCACAUAUUUCUACAAGUUGGCCGACCUGUACGAAAGAAAUAACGACAAACUUGCCCGCCUCGAGGCGAUGAGUAUGGGAAGACCUGUGUCCACGUACACUGAAGGACUCGCUUCCGCGAGAUUUCUGAGGUACAUGGCUGGAAAGGCCACAGAUAUCCAAGGGGAGUCGUCCCUUCAAACCGCCGGGUUCAUGAGCGUCACACUGCGACAGCCGUUUGGCGUCUGCGCCGCCGUCACUCCAUGGAACGCACCGGUAACCAUGCUGACGUUUAAAAUGGCUCCAGCGUUGAUUGCCGGGAACACCCUGGUGGCCAAGUCUUCGGAAAAAGCACCGCUGACCAGUUUGUUUGUCGCUCGACUGAUCAAAGAAGCCGGAUUCCCGCCAGGAGUGGUCAAUAUCCUGAAUGGUUUUGGAACUCCAUGCGGCGUCUCCCUGGCCUCACAUCUGAGAAUUCGAAAGAUAUCCUUCACCGGUUCUGUCAAGGCAGGAAAAGCCGUUCUAGAAGCGGCGGCCCGGUCCAAUCUCAAGAAAGUCACUCUUGAACUCGGGGGCAAAAGUCCCCUCAUUGUGUUCGAUGAUGCCGACAUUGUUAAGGCAGCCGACGCAUCGGCGAAAUCAAUCCUUCUUAACUCGGGCCAGGCUUGCAUUGCAAGCUCUCGGGUAUUUGUACAUAGCGGUAUACUGUCACAAUUCUGUGACGCACUCGUUGAAUCGCUCCAGAAGCUUGGAAGCAACCCCGAUUCAGGUAACGACCCUUUGCUUCCGACGACACGAAGGGGUCCUCAGGCCACUAAAUCCCAGUUCGACUCGAUUUUGACACAUAUCAAAGAGGCCAAGGCCUCCGGCUACAGAAUACUUCACGGAGGAAAUCGUGAAGGGCCCAAAGGCUUCUUUAUCGAGCCAACAGUCAUUUUCCAGCCCGAUGAGCAGAGUCGAGUCGUGAGAGAAGAAAUUUUUGGGCCUGUGAUCUGUCUCAGCAGCUUUGAGGACGAAAAGGACGUCGUUCAGCGCGCUAACGACAGCGAGUACGGCUUGUAUGCCAGUGUCUUUACUCGGGAUAUCUUCCGUGCGCUCCGAAUUGCUAAAACCUUCGAGGCUGGCAACGUCGGGGUCAAUGUCAGCAGUCCAAUGAUGACACAUGAUAUGCCAUUCGGAGGGUGGAAGCAGAGUGGAAUUGGCAAAGAGCUGGGGAUGUAUUCGGUAAAGGAGUGGACGGACUUGAAAACGGUCUAUUUCGCCUUGUCAUAA